This is a messenger RNA of Schistocerca gregaria, 1083 nucleotides long. Its product is annotated as transcription factor SOX-4-like. The record is from RefSeq and is a predicted model, not a curated record. Lineage: Eukaryota; Metazoa; Arthropoda; Insecta; Orthoptera; Acrididae. The transcript is spliced from 5 exons. Bases 1 to 1083 code for a protein of 360 amino acids.
AUGACGGCGGUCCCCCUGCCACUCAUGUUGCGGAAUCCACAACACCCGUUCCGGAAGUACGGGACCGUCACAUGUCCACGUCGUCAGCUUCCUGGGCCGAUGAUGUUGAAGAAGAAGUGGAAAGACUGCCAGCGUGUCUGCACAGGAGUCCACCACGGAGACACUUGGGCUGGCGCCCCAACCACUGCGGGACCACCGAGAGGCGCAGACUACGAGCAGCGCAGCGGCGGUGGCGGCGGCGGCGGCGGCGGCGGAGGCGGCGGGGGCGGCCGGCCGGGCGUCGCGCAUCAUGGCGGCGGCGACGCGGGGGCGGCGGCCCGCAUGUCGUCAGCGGCGGUGCGCGCCCCUCCACAUGCGGCCGGCUGCAACACCACGCACGCCCUCACGUCAGAUGUUUUGCGACGCACACGGCGCAGGGUGAAGGAACGCCGCGCCGCGCCACGUGGCUUCGCGUGCUGCGCCGACAAUUACGUGGCGCGGCGCGUCUGCCCGGCUGGCUUUGUUGCCGCUGCCGCUGCCGCCCCCGCCUGCCUCCCCCGCCCCGGCUCCACCUCUCGGCCGACACGUGCAGCGGCGGGCGUGUCGCUCGCUAAUCGACCUCACGCUGACCCAGAAUGCGAACUCUCGCAUUUAGGAGGAGAGAAGCCCAGGACGGUGUGGGAACACUUCCACGGGGUGACACUUGCACGGAGCCCGUGGUACAGCCACACUGUGAGGCCUAGCAGUUCAGCAGAGCUGCUGGUGCGGCUUGGCUCACCAAUACAAACUCCGGAGCGGGCGGCAGCCCAGCCUGACAUCGCGCCGCGUCUCGCCUCCCGGAGCCGGCGGGCCGGUCCAGCGCGGUGCGCCUCCGGCCGCCCCCGCCGCCCCCAGCUGCCGCUGCCGCUGCCGGCGAUCAAUACGGCCCGCUGUGCCUCCGCCGCCGCUUCCGCCUCCCCCGCCCCACGUGGGCGCGGCCGGCCGGCAGGAGGCGAGGGCGGCUGCCGUGUGAUGCCGCACUGGCGCUGCCUGGCAACCGCGGGGCCCGCAGCGCCGGGCCGAGGUCACGCGCCGCCGAGGCAGGAGGAACAGAUACACGUCUGA